AUGGAAUCUCAGACGAUUGUCUUGCGAUAUGUCGUGCAGGAUCGCCUGGAGGCACUGCUGAAGAGGCGAUACCCACAGGGAGGGUAUCAAGUUAGUCCUUGCAGCCUGCUUGCUGAGUGCAAAAAAGGCGCGGAGAAACACAUCAGCAUCAGCGUAAUUCGACGAGGAAUUUGCUACCUGACCUUACCACAAGCAUUAUCGCAGGUCUGUCAUUGCGCCGUACCCGCCACCUAUGCACGCGGCUUGAAACGAGCCCCUAACUGA
Messenger RNA from Aspergillus bombycis, 264 nucleotides. RefSeq lists its product as uncharacterized. Lineage: Eukaryota; Fungi; Ascomycota; Eurotiomycetes; Eurotiales; Aspergillaceae. The record is from RefSeq and is a predicted model, not a curated record. The transcript has 3 exons. The coding region runs from base 1 to 264 and encodes 87 amino acids.